Molecule: messenger RNA, 459 nt
Organism: Histoplasma mississippiense
Lineage: Eukaryota; Fungi; Ascomycota; Eurotiomycetes; Onygenales; Ajellomycetaceae
Exons: 2
Coding region: 1-459 (152 amino acids)
Source: RefSeq, a predicted model, not a curated record
AUGCCCCGCAACACCCACCGUUCUACUGCCUCGCAAGCUCGUAAAAGGACUCCAACUACCCUGCGCCUUCGUCUGUCCAAACCGCCUGUUCCGGAUGUUCCGGAUAAUGACGAGAAUCCAACUGAUGAUGAGAAGGAGGAUAAGGAGGAGGAGGAGGAGGAGGAGGAGGAGGAGGAGGAGACACAGUCAGAAGAUCCUCGAUUUCUGCGAACACCUACCCCUGAGCCUGAGAUCUCAUUCAGCUAUAAUCAAUGUGAUGGUGAUGAAAUAUAUGAUGGAAGGAAUGGGAGGCAUGGGAGGACUGAAUUCAAACUUGUCAUCGAAUUCAAACUUGCCAUCAAAUUCAAACUUGCCAUCGAAUCCGAACCUGCCAUCGAAUCCGAACCUGCCAUCGAAUCCGAACCUGCCAUUGAAUCCGAACCUGCCAUCGAAUCCGAACCUGCCUCCUAUUCGAAGUAG